Etheostoma cragini (Arkansas darter) is the source of this 1253-nucleotide messenger RNA. Its product is annotated as macrophage mannose receptor 1-like. Lineage: Eukaryota; Metazoa; Chordata; Actinopteri; Perciformes; Percidae. The transcript is spliced from 3 exons. The record is from RefSeq and is a predicted model, not a curated record. Bases 192 to 749 code for a protein of 185 amino acids.
GAGGACUUAAUGGAACAACAUCUCAGUCAACAAACUAUCAGGACUUUACCGCUGACAGAGCUAUUGAUGGGAAUCUGAGCCAAUGUGCUCACACACAGGACAAUAACAACUCCUGGUGGAGAAUUGACCUGCUUGAUGUCUACGGAAUUUGUAACAUCACUAUCUACAACUCUAAACAACAUAAUACUGAUAUGAGCGGUGCUCAGAUCCGCAUUGGAUUCUCUCGUCAGAAGAACGGCACUGACAACCCAUUGCAGAAAACCAUCCAAAACUUCACAACAGAGGCUUUCAACUACUAUGUAUUUAAUACAACAGUGCCUGGGCGGUACAUCACGGUGUUCUUACCGGAUCAAGUCAAGAAUUUAAUUCUGUGUGAAGUGGUGGUCUUCGGCACAAUAAAAGAAUCACCCUUUGAGCUGGUCAAAGAGAAGAUGAGGUGGGAGGAUGCCCUGUACUACUGCAGGGACAGAGACAUGGACCUGGCUUCCAUUGUUGAUGAAGAGACGCAGUACUGGGCUGAUUUGGAGGCCCAGAAGGCUGACACUCCUUUUGUGUGGCUGGGCCUUCGCUACACCUGCACCCUCAACUUCUGGUUCUGGGUCGAUGAUCAGCGCUUAGAAUUCAAUCGCUGGGCUCCAAAUAGUCCCAAAGAAGAGUGUGACAUGAGUGUUGCCAUGGAAAAACAAGAGGACCAUUUCUGGCACAGCAAGCCUGACAACGAGACGUUUAAUUUCAUUUGUGCAAAGUAGCCUCUCAGUCCCUUUUUUUUAAAUCAAUUGUCAGUGGGGACAAUUCUCCUCUGAUGUGCUUUAGGUGAUGGGUUUUAGGCCCACAGCAGCAGCUUUCCACAUAUAAGUGAUAGAAUAUAGCCGAGAGCAUCUCCACUCUCACCUUUCACUUGAAGUGUAAACAGGGCUUACAACAGGGGCGUUUCUAGGUGUUACAAGCCAGACAAAGGGCCUGUUUGCAUGUGUUCUCCCUUUUGUUUAUCUUUCUUUUCCCCCAGUCCGUUUGGACUGUGUACUGUGCUAACUGUGCAUUUUUUACAUCAUUUUAGACAUUUGAAUUGUGUGUAUAUGCAUUAUCAAUAACUUUGGAAAAUUAGAGAUUUAUUAGAUUUUCUAAAGAUGGCUCAGAAUGUUUUUCUGAAGGAUCUAGGCAUCUACAUUCUGGGUUUAGUUUCACAAUGCUGUAAUAUUAUAGAGCAGAACUCCUUAGAUCACAAUAGAUUAGGAAUUUAGUGGUGCCUGGCU